Penicillium malachiteum is the source of this 1257-nucleotide messenger RNA. Its product is annotated as putative para-hydroxybenzoate-polyprenyltransferase Coq2. The record is from RefSeq and is a predicted model, not a curated record. Bases 1 to 1257 code for a protein of 418 amino acids. Gene Ontology annotation, molecular function: 4-hydroxybenzoate polyprenyltransferase activity. Gene Ontology annotation, biological process: ubiquinone biosynthetic process. Lineage: Eukaryota; Fungi; Ascomycota; Eurotiomycetes; Eurotiales; Aspergillaceae. Gene Ontology annotation, cellular component: mitochondrial inner membrane. The transcript has a single exon.
AUGCAAUCAUCUACUAAACUUCGCCAAUUACUGGUGCAACAGGCCCAUGGGUCUUGUUGGAGGUUCUCAGCUCGCCAACACCAUAAUCAAAGCUACAAUGCACCCCGGAAAUCCUCGGAGUUAUCGACAGCUCUAUAUACUCGAUCUCCUCGUUUCUCCCUCUCGAUUCCCAAGACAACGACAGCAAUUCAACACUCAAACAUUCAUUUCACAGCAGGAAAACCUCUGGCGCUAGAGGUGAAGACUCCCAACCCCGCGACGCAUUAUAUCCCACCCCAGACCGGCUUAGUCGCUUCAUUGCCUGCAUCAUGGAUUCCAUACGCCGAAUUGGUUCGUCUGGAUAAGCCCACUGGCACAUAUUAUCUGUUCUUUCCGACGCUUUUCUCCACACUAUUGGCUGCGCCAAUGGCUACUGGUGUUACCCCGAUACAAGUACUUGGUACAGCGGGACUUUUCUUUACUGGAGCUUUGAUCAUGCGCGGCGCGGGUUGUGCUAUCAAUGACUUGUGGGACCGAAACCUCGACCCACACGUAGAACGUACGAAAUUCCGUCCCAUUGCUCGCGGCGCGCUCUCUCCGCCUAAAGCUGUGCUCUUCACGGGUACGCAGUUACUGGCUGGAUUGGCCGUUCUACUACAAUUCCCUACCCAGUGCCUUUGGUAUGGAAUUCCCAGCUUGCCAAUUGUGGUAGCUUACCCCUUGAUGAAACGAAUCACCAACUACCCACAAUUGGUACUCGGUUUUGCUUUCUCCUGGGGUGCAAUUAUGGGAUUCCCGGCUCUGGGUGUAGAUCUACUGGUCAAUCAUGAUGCUCUCUUAGCUGCUGGGGCAUUGUACUCUAGCUGUAUUGCUUGGACCGUUCUGUAUGAUAUGAUCUAUGCGCAUAUGGACAUCAAGGAUGAUGUGGCUGCAGGUAUUAAAUCGAUCGCCCUGCGCCAUGAACAUAAUACCAAGGCCGUCUUGACCGGUCUGGCAGCGGUCCAGGUAGGCCUGCUAGGGGCUGCUGGAGUUGCCGCAGGUGCAGGCCCGAUCUUCUUCUUUGGAAGUUGCGGAAGUGCCAUCGUUUCCCUGGGUCUCAUGAUUUGGAGAGUCCAACUCAAGAGUGUUUCAAAUUGCUGGUGGUGGUUCAAAAAUGGAUGCAUUUUCACCGGUGGAGGAAUCACUUUGGGUCUUGCUGGCGAUUAUGCAGCGCAAUAUCUGGGGCUGUACAAUGACAAAGUGUCACUACCGGAAUCUGAGUCAACACAAGCACCCUGA